Lathyrus oleraceus (garden pea) is the source of this 1882-nucleotide messenger RNA. Its product is annotated as ferrochelatase-2, chloroplastic. The transcript is spliced from 9 exons. The coding region runs from base 171 to 1691 and encodes 506 amino acids. Gene Ontology annotation, cellular component: mitochondrion. Gene Ontology annotation, molecular function: protoporphyrin ferrochelatase activity. Gene Ontology annotation, biological process: heme biosynthetic process. NCBI's taxonomy places the organism in Eukaryota, Viridiplantae, Streptophyta, Magnoliopsida, Fabales, Fabaceae. The record is from RefSeq and is a predicted model, not a curated record.
UAAAGUCCAAAACCAUAGGGAAAAAGAAAAACAACAGCUCAUAGCACUCGCCACACACGUGCUAACUCUCAUUCUCCUCCAUACUAAUUGCACUAAACUUAUCACUUUCGCUUCUUUUUUUUAUGCAUUGCUGCUGCUUCUGCUUCUGCUUAUUUAUCAAUUAUUAAGCUAUGAACUUUCCAAAUCCAACUCAUGCCACGUCAUCACCUUCUACUUCUUCCUCCUACACACUCACUCAUGCUUCUCCUCAUUUCAAGCGCCCUCUGUUGUUGCCGCAGGCAAUCUGUACCUCACAAAAAAAGUCAUUCUGCUCCGGAGUCCAUGCAGAGGCUUAUGUUAACUCUAAUCCUAUGAAAAGUUACAUAAAACCCGUGUUCUCGGUGGAAGCUUUAGUAACUGGAACAGCUCAAGAUGUUUCUGAUACAACUCUUAAUGGUGAUGACAAGAUUGGAGUGUUGUUGCUAAACCUUGGAGGUCCAGAGACUCUAGAAGAUGUGCAACCUUUUUUAUUUAACCUUUUUGCAGACCCUGAUAUUAUACGAUUGCCGAGGAUGUUUAGUUUGCUUCAAAAGCCAUUGGCCCAGUUUGUAUCUGUUCUAAGGGCUCCAAAGAGCAGAGAGGGCUAUGCUUCAAUUGGCGGCGGUUCUCCACUUCGACGUAUAACUGAUGCACAGGCGGAAGAUUUGAAGAAAUCUCUUUCGGCAAAGAAUGUCCCCGCCGAAGUGUAUGUUGGUAUGCGUUACUGGCAUCCAUUCACCGAGGAAGCUAUUGAACAGAUUAAAAAAGAUGGAAUUACAAAGCUGGUCGUUCUCCCACUUUAUCCACAAUUUUCAAUAUCAACCAGUGGCUCGAGCUUACGUCUACUGGAGAGCAUAUUCCGAGAGGAUGAGUAUCUAGUCAACAUGGAGCACACGGUGUUACCUUCAUGGUAUCAACGUGAAGGAUACAUAAAGGCCAUGUCAAAUUUAAUCGAAAAAGAGCUGAAGAGUUUUGACUGCCCUAAGGAGGUCAUGAUAUUCUUUAGUGCGCACGGGGUUCCUCUUGCUUAUGUGGAAGAAGCCGGUGAUCCAUACAAAGCAGAAAUGGAGGAGUGUGUGGAUUUGAUCAUGGAAGAGCUUGAGACAAGAAAGAUAACAAAUGCUUACACCCUUGCCUAUCAGAGUAGAGUUGGACCUGUGGAAUGGUUAAAACCAUAUACAGACGUGAUGAUAGUUGAACUUGGAAAAAAGGGAGUGAAAAGUCUGUUGGCUGUUCCAAUUAGCUUUGUCAGUGAACAUAUUGAAACUCUAGAAGAAAUUGAUGUUGAAUACAAAGAAUUGGCUCUAGAAUCUGGUAUAGAAAAAUGGGGCCGUGUUCCUGCUCUAGGAUGUGAACCUUCCUUCAUUUCUGAUUUGGCAGAUGCCGUGAUUGAAAGUCUCCCAUAUGUUGGUGCCAUGGCAGUUUCAAACGUCAAUGCUCGACAGUCUUUGGUUCCGCUCGGCAGCGUAGAGGAGUUAUUGGCAACAUAUGACUCGCAACACAGGGAGUUGCCAUCACCGGUGAUAGUGUGGCAAUGGGGUUUGACAAAAAGUGCUGAAACUUGGAAUGGAAGAGUAGCCAUGCUAGCUGUGCUGCUGCUUUUGUUUUUUGAAGUCACUACACCUGAUAGUGUUUUUCACCAGUGGGGAAUAUUAAUGUCCUCUCUUAGGUGAAUCAAUCUCAACAAUGUUCUUAAAGAGAGUGGAGUUCAUAGUUUGAGUUCAAUUUUGAUCAUUCUGUGUAUAGUUUUUAACACUACCAUCAAGUCAUGCUCUUUUCUUUUACGCUAUUGAUGGUGUUGUUAUAUCACUUGAUCCAUUUAAUAAAUCCUACUUAGUGGGAAGAAGUUCUUGUUGUUUUUUUA